UUUAGAUGAUGUGCGUGUGUGUGUGUGUGUGUGUGCGUGCGUGUGAAUUAUUAACAUGCCUUUUUAAUAUUAACUAAAACGUAUUGAGCGCUGGAAACUUUUAUUUUGAAAAAUACCCUCCCGGUUGUGGUCGGACUCCGCUCGCUACUGUUGUUGUCUCCACACAGCGCGUUGUGUUUGGGGGAGACUCUGAAACGGAGACUCAGUCUGAGAUUAAAGAGCUAAAUGAAUGAUGUCCUGUUUCAAGUUUUCUCCUGCACUUUCCUACUCAGCUUAAGUAUGCUUCUUUAGACACCACAGGACAUUCCACCAAGAGGAAAGUUAAGCUGCUGAAACAGGUGAUUUAUAUAAGAAUAUGGCAUCCAGAAGAUGUUCUUUUACUUCUCACAUGAACAUAUCUCACACAGAAACACAGGAACACAGCAAAGAGAGAAAUCAGUACUGCUUGGAGUGUGGGAAGAGUUUUACUAAACAGAGUGCUCUCCGACAGCACCAGCGCAUUCACACGGGAGAGAAGCCGUAUGACUGCUCAGAGUGUGGGAAGAGUUUUACUAAACAGAGUGCUCUCCGACAGCACCAGCGCAUUCACACGGGAGAGAAGCCAUAUCACUGCUCAGAGUGUGAGAAGAGUUUUACUACACAGAGUAAUCUCAAAACACACCAGCGCAUCCACACAGGAGAGAAGCCAUAUCACUGCUCAGAGUGUGAGAAGAGUUUUACUACACAGAGUAAUCUCAAAACACACCAGCGCAUCCACACAGCAGAGAAGCCGUAUCACUGCUCAGAGUGUGGGAAGAGUUUUACUACACAGAGUAAACUCAAAAUACACCAGCGCAUUCACACAGGCGUACAACCGUAUUACUGCUCAGAGUGUGGGAAGACUUUUACUCAACAGAGUGCUCUCAAAACACACCAGCGCAUCCACACAGGAGAGAAGCCGUAUGACUGCUCAGAGUGUGGGAAGAGUUUUACUGAACGGAGCACUCUCCGACAGCACCAGCGCAUUCACACGGGAGAGAAGCCCCAUCAGUGCUCAGACUGUGGGAAGAGUUUUACUAGACAGAGUAAACUCAAAAUACACCAGCGCAUUCACACAGGAGAGAAGCCGUAUCACUGCUCAGAGUGUGGGAAGAGUUUUAGUCAAAAGAGUUAUCUUGAACAGCACCAGCACAUUCACACAGGAGUGAAGCCAUAUGACUGCUCAGCAUGUUGGAAGAGUUUUACUACACAGAGUAGUCUCAAAAUACACCAGCGCGUCCACACAGGAGAGAAACCGUAUCACUGCUCAGAGUGUGGACAGAGUUUUACUUCACAGAGUAGUCUCAAAAUACACCAGCGCAUUCACACAGGAGAGAAACCAUAUCACUGCUCAGAGUGUGGACAGAGUUUUAAUCGACAGAGUCAUCUCAAAACACACCAGCGCAUCCACACAGGAGAGAAGCCGUAUGACUGCUCAGAGUGUGGGAAGAGUUUUACUGAACGGAGCACUCUCCGACAGCACCAGCGCAUUCACACAGGAGAGAAGCCCCAUCAGUGCUCAGACUGUGGGAAGAGUUUUACUAGACAGAGUAAACUCAAAAUACACCAGCGCAUUCACACAGGAGAGAAGCCGUAUCACUGCUCAGAGUGUGGGAAGAGUUUUAGUCAAAAGAGUAAUCUUGAACAGCACCAGCGCAUCCACACAGGAGAGAAGCCGUAUGACUGCUCAGAGUGUGGGAAGAGUUUUACUGAACGGAGCACUCUCCGACAGCACCAGCGCAUUCACACGAGAGAGAAGCCCCAUCAGUGCUCAGAGUGUGGGAAGAGUUUUACUAGACAGAGUAAACUCAAAAUACACCAGCGCAUUCACACAGGAGAGAAGCCGUAUCAAUGCUCAGAGUGUGGGAAGAGUUUUAGUCAAAAGAGUAAUCUUGAACAGCACCAGCGCAUCCACACAGGAGAGAAGCCGUAUGACUGCUCAGAGUGUGGGAAGAGUUUUACUGAACGGAGCACUCUCCGACAGCACCAGCGCAUUCACACGGGAGAGAAGCCCCAUCAGUGCUCAGACUGUGGGAAGAGUUUUACUAGACAGAGUGAACUCAAAAUACACCAGCGCAUUCACACAGGAGAGAAGCCGUAUGACUGCUCAGAGUGUGGGAAGAGUUUUACUGAACGGAGCACUCUCCGACAGCACCAGCGCAUUCACACGGGAGAGAAGCCCCAUCAGUGCUCAGAGUGUGGGAAGAGUUUUACUAGACAGAGUAAACUCAAAAUACAUCAGCGCAUUCACACAGGAGAGAAGCCGUAUCACUGCUCAGAGUGUGGAAAGAGUUUUACUCAAAAGAGUAAUCUCCAAAACCACCAGCGUAUUCACACAGGAGAGAAACCCUCUUGUAUGGCGCGCAGCAGCUCCCCAACGUCUCUUCGAUAGUCUAGAUUACUAUCUUUCGAUCAUCUUAGACCUCGCCGUUCGAUUUGGAAGGUCAGGUUUCUGUGAUUACCAUCGUCUGUUCUUGGCCCGUGCAUGAGCCCGUCUUCAGCAGUGGAACAUUUCUACAUACUGGGGCUACCUGGAUCUUGAGCUCUACUGUCAUGUAUUCGCUGGUCAAACUGCUCUCUCCUGUGAGCUCUGAGGUUGCCUGUCUCACCCUGCUUCCUCCUGCACUCUCGUUACUCCACCCCUUCCCACUCGCCGCCCCGCCGUAACCUCUGCUCCCACUGCGCCCCUAUCUUUAUGACUUCCAGUUCCCGCAACAGCCGCAGGUUUUUUUUUUCCUUGGGGGCCAGAUGGUCUGUAAUAAUUUCAACUCCGCUGGAUGUUUUUCUUCUUCAUGCAAGUUGCUCCAUGUCUGCUCUCAUUGUGGCCAAGCUCAUUCCAGAUCUGGAUGUCCCCUUAACCCUCCUAAGUUUGGGCCCAAAAGACUACUCUGGCAUCUUUCUAUUCCUGUCAAUGCCCCUGCUCUCGCUGCUGACCUCUCCCUCCAUCCUGAUCAUUCCUUCAUCUCUUAUUUGCUAGAUGACCUUAUAUUCAGCUUUUCUCCAGGACUCGCUGUGUUUCCUGCCUCUUCCCUUUCGUGUCGCAACCUCGUCUCUGCUCUGUCUGAGCCUGAUGUCGUGUCUUCCCUUUUGGCCAAAGAAGUUUCGGAAGGUUUUAUGAUCGGCCCUUUCGCUUCUCCUCCCUUCUCCACUUAUCUUGUCAAUCCUGCCAGCGUUGCCACUUGUAAAAUUUCUGGCAAGAAACGUCUCAUUAUCGAUUUGUCUGCCCCUCAUGGCUCCUCAGAACCAUCCAUCAAGUGGAGUUUGCUGGGAAGGCAGAUAUGACUUUACAGUUCAUCUCGCCUUCGGCUGCAAGAGCAGCCCCAAGAUGUUCGACACCCUGGCUGAAGCCUUGUGUUGGUUCCUGCUGAAUGUUUGCAGACUACCCCAUGUACUCUACCUCCUCGAUGACUUCCUCAUGGUGGUCUCCCCUUUCCUUCCCACCUGCGUAUGGCCUU
This is a messenger RNA of Colossoma macropomum (tambaqui), 3473 nucleotides long. Its product is annotated as zinc finger protein 850-like. Bases 356 to 2410 code for a protein of 684 amino acids. NCBI's taxonomy places the organism in Eukaryota, Metazoa, Chordata, Actinopteri, Characiformes, Serrasalmidae. The transcript has 3 exons. Gene Ontology annotation, biological process: regulation of transcription by RNA polymerase II. The record is from RefSeq and is a predicted model, not a curated record. Gene Ontology annotation, molecular function: DNA-binding transcription factor activity, RNA polymerase II-specific; RNA polymerase II transcription regulatory region sequence-specific DNA binding. Gene Ontology annotation, cellular component: nucleus.